AAUUAAAGAAAUACUUGAAACUAAUAAUGAAUUUGAAAUAUUAUCAUCUGAUAUUGAAUCAAAUUCAGAAUUAGAAGAAAUACUUGAAACUAAUAAUAAACCUGAAUUAUCAUCUGAUGUCGAAUUAAAUUCAGAAUUAGAAGAAAUACUUGAAAAUGAUAAUAAUUUUAUAGAAUAUUUUUUAGACGAUUCUGAAGCAGAAGCAGAAAUAGAAGAAUAA
Messenger RNA from Dentiscutata erythropus, 220 nucleotides. The record is from the annotation of a GenBank genome assembly. NCBI's taxonomy places the organism in Eukaryota, Fungi, Glomeromycota, Glomeromycetes, Diversisporales, Gigasporaceae.